AUGAAAGGUAUAUGUGCCUUGUCCAAUUAUGAAUAUAUUGUGUAUGCUUUAGGAAAUUUGCUUACGUGGCAAGACAUAAUUGGUUGAUAGAGUUGGCGGGAGUUGGUGAGUGACCCAACCCAACCCUUUCUUACUCUAAUUUUUUCCCCUUAAAAAGUAGGGUAGGAGUCUUAAGAAGCUCAACACCAUUGGACUCUCAAACAAUUCACACACACACCAAAUCCUAAACUACCUCAACACAAUUCAACACAACUCCUCAUCUCUAACAUUUUCUCAUCCUCAAAGUGAAACCAAACCAUUAAAAAAAAUAGAGAUGAUCAUCAACGUGAGAGAUUCGACAAUGGUACGACCGUCGGAUGAAGUUACACGAAGAACGGUGUGGAACUCCAACGUUGAUUUGGUGGUGCCGAAUUUCCAUACACCAAGUGUUUACUUUUAUAGAACCAAUAGUGCUUCGAAUUUCUUUGAUGCCAAGAUUAUAAAGGAAGCACUGAGUAAGGUGCUUGUACCAUUUUAUCCAAUGGCUGGUCGUCUUCGUCGCGACGAAGAUGGCCGUGUUGAAAUUGACUGUAAUGGUCAAGGAGUGCUCUUUAUCGAGGCCGAUACUGGUGUGGUCAUCGAUGAUUUUGGUGAUUUUGCACCCACGCUUAAGCUCCGUCAGCUUAUCCCAGCCGUUGAUUAUUCUCAAGGAAUUGAAACAUAUCCCCUCUUAGUGUUACAGGUAACAUACUUCAAAUGUGGAGGAGUGUCACUUGGUGUUGGUAUGCAACAUCAUGUAGCAGAUGGAGCUUCUGGUCUUCACUUCAUCAAUACAUGGUCAGAUGUAGCUCGUGGCUUAGAUGUUUCCAUCCCACCAUUCAUCGACCGGACACUACUUCGUGCCCGUGAUCCGCCUCGCCCCGUUUUCGAACACAUUGAAUACAAGCCUCCACCAUCCAUGAAGACUAGUCCACAUAAUCAACCAACAAAAGCAGACUCAGAAGCUACGGCAGCCGUGUCUAUUUUCAAAUUGACCCGCGAACAGCUCGUCACAUUGAAAGCUAAGUCCAAAGAAGCUGGCAACACAAUCAACUAUAGCUCUUAUGAGAUGUUAGCCGGUCAUGUUUGGAGAAGCGUGUGCAAAGCAAGAUCACUUCCUGAUGAUCAAGAAACUAAAUUGUAUAUUGCGACCGAUGGAAGGGCAAGGUUGCAGCCUCCUCCUCCACCAGGUUAUUUUGGCAAUGUGAUUUUCACAACAACACCUAUAGCUAUAGCUGGUGAUCUCAUGUCAAAACCAACAUGGUAUGCUGCAAGUAGAAUCCACAAUGCGUUGUCUCGAAUGGACAACGAGUAUUUGAGAUCAGCUCUUGAUUAUCUAGAGCUACAACCAGAUCUUAAAGCUCUUGUUCGCGGUGCACAUACUUUCAAGUGUCCGAAUCUUGGCAUUACUAGUUGGGCUAGGCUUCCAAUUCAUGAUGCUGAUUUCGGUUGGGGAAGGCCUAUUUUCAUGGGACCGGGUGGAAUUGCUUAUGAAGGAUUGUCUUUCAUAAUUCCAAGCUCAACAAAUGAUGGAAGUUUAUCUGUUGCAAUUGCUCUUCAACAUGAGCAUAUGAAAGUGUUUAAGGAAUUGUUGUAUGAUAUUUGAAGAAACAAAAAUGAUUAAGGAGCUUGGCUUUGUUGUCAUUCAGAACACCACUAUGUUUCUAAGGUGGUGUUCUGUUUCCUACUUUUUUUGUUUAGAUACUUUUGGUGAACUCUAUGCAAAUGUUAAUGUGACUUGUUUCAGCUUACAAUAGACUGAAUUCUGUGGUGUAAGCUUUAUAAUCUGUAAACAACUUAUUUUGUUAUUACAGUUACCACAAGACUUCAAACAUUUGGAAACUUGUUAA
Molecule: messenger RNA, 1868 nt
Organism: Cicer arietinum (chickpea)
Lineage: Eukaryota; Viridiplantae; Streptophyta; Magnoliopsida; Fabales; Fabaceae
Product: shikimate O-hydroxycinnamoyltransferase-like
Molecular function (GO): acyltransferase activity, transferring groups other than amino-acyl groups
Source: RefSeq, a predicted model, not a curated record